AUGUCCACCAUCCACCCCGUUCCACCAAACUACCCUCCCGAAAUCACCGGCUACGCCGAGCCCUGGAUCGUCAAUCCAGGAGAUCAAGUCGCCAUCAAAAUCUCCUGCACCGAGCCCGAAUACAAGUCCCGCACCGUCCAUGUUCUCCAAGGCUACGAAGGCGAGAAUAGUCCGCCCCGAGUCGUCAAGGAAAUUUCAGAAAUCCCUUCAGAAAUUCGGCCUGGGAGAUUUCAGUUGGCGAAUCCAGGCUCGUGGGCCGAAUUACCGCCUUUGCUCUUUGGUGAAAGUGAUCCGGAGGGGAUUCGAGUUGCGUUUUAUGCGCAGCCUUGGUUGGUUGCUUGUGAGCAUGUGCAGACUUUUGUUUCGACGCUUGAUACGGUUUCUUGUAUGGGUUUUGCCGUCGUUUUGGGUACUGAUGGGGCAUUUCAGGUUUGGAUGGGAACGGGAGAGAAGGUUGAGGUGUUGAAGACGGAAUUCAUUGCUGAGAAACUUCGCUGGAUUGGAGUUGUUCUCGAGGUCGAGGAUCGUACUGUGCGUCUUCAAGUCACAGAGUUAGAGGAUGGACUCGUGCCUCCUGGCCGUAUACUGGAUCAGACUUUUGAGCUCGAUUUCUCUGCGAAAGUGCGCGAUUUCACAACGGAAUUGCUCCUGGCUGCUUCACGUGCUGUGUCUUCUUCGACCACAGUCACCACCACCAACUCUGAAGAAGAAAAAGGUCUUCACGCAAACCACUUCAACGGUCGUCUCGAAGCCGUCAAAUUUGAAACCUUCGGAACACCAGCACCUCGUACAUUAGCACAUUAUGAUUUCUCGCGCGACAUUUCCAGCGACACAAUCAUCGACAUUUCCGCUCACGAACGGCACGGUAGACUCCUCAAUGCGCCUACACGAGCAGUCAAAGGUUACAAUUGGCCUGGCACAGAAGUCGACUGGACGAAAAAUAGUCAACACUAUGGCGCUAUUCAUUUCCAUGAUGAUGAUCUCGACGAUGCGAAGUGGCAGACGGAUUUUACGAUUACUGUUCCUGUUACGGCUAGAUCUGGUGUUUAUGCUGUUGAGAUUGAAAGCACUUCUGGCAAGGCUAAGGAUAUGAUUCCGUUCUUUGUGAGGCCGUCGGAUGUUGAUGAUGCUCUUCCUUCGCAUCAGCCCAAGGUGGCGUUGGUAGCAUCUACUUUUACAUAUCUUGCUUACGCCAACGAACACAUGUGGGACCCCAACUCCCCCGCGCGCGCCGAAGUCCCCGACGAUUUCGGAUCCUUUGAAUUCCACCGCGACGAAGAUUUCGGCAAACUCGUCCGCCGCAGCGAUCUGGGUCUCUCGUGCUACGACGUGCACAGCGACGGCAGCGGUGUAAUUUUUUCCUCGAGCAAACGCCCUCUGCUGAACCAUCGACCCGGAUAUAUCAAUUGGACGGGCCAUCGACCCCGAGAAAUUUCUGCAGAACUGCUCAUGGUGGGGUUUUUGGAUCGCUUGGGGAUUAUGUGUGAUGUGCUUACGGAUCAUGAUUUGCAUUUUCGAGGAGUGGCUGCUUUGCGGAGAUAUCAAGUUGUGGUGACGGGUUGUCAUCCGGAAUAUCCUACGCUGCAAUCGUAUACGGCGUAUGAAGAAUUUCUUCGCCAAGGUGGUAAACUCAUGUAUUUGGGAGGGAAUGGCUUUUACUGGUCGAGUGCGCUGCACCCGACUCUCAAUCCGCAUCGAUUGGAAGUCCGACGAGGUGGACAAGGCGUGAGAACUUCCCACCAGCAACCUGGUGAACGACAUUUUUCUAAUGAUGGCUUGGUCGGUGGUUUGUGGAGAGAUCGAGGCAAAGCUGCAAACUAUCUCGUGGGAAUUGGAUGUUGUGGCGAAGGAGCUGGUCCGGGUGUACCUUAUCGCAUGUCACCCACUCUACCUCAGGAAUUCCCUCUACUUUACGCAAACAUUUUUGCGGGCGUCUUCCACCCGAUGGAUAAUGACAACAACAAGAAUGAUGCAGAUGCAGAUGCACAGAAGAAUCUCUUCACCUUCGGUCACAAUGCCCUAGGCGGAUUCGGAGGCGGUGCAUCCGCAGAUGAAAUCGAUCGAGCAGACGUCCAAUAUGGUUCUCCGCGCCAUUUGGUCGUCUUGGCGAGUUCGACAGGCCAUUCCGAUCGCUUUGGCCUAUUUCCCGAAGAUGUGCAUUUCCCCAUGAUGAAGACGUUGGGCACGCAGACAGAUUUGAUCCGGUCGGAUAUGACUUUUCAUGAGACGGCGGGUGGAGGAGCGGUGUUUUCGGUGGGGAGUAUCAGUUGGUAUGUGGCGUUGGGGUGGCAGGAUUAUGAUAAUGAUGUGGCGAGGAUUACGGCGAAUGUGUUGAGGAUGUUUUUGGGGGGUGAUGGUGGUGGUGGUGGUGUGAGUAAGCUGUAA
Molecule: messenger RNA, 2385 nt
Organism: Sphaerulina musiva SO2202
Lineage: Eukaryota; Fungi; Ascomycota; Dothideomycetes; Mycosphaerellales; Mycosphaerellaceae
Exons: 2
Coding region: 1-2385 (794 amino acids)
Source: RefSeq, a predicted model, not a curated record